CUAGCUGCUGCUGAAAGCUGGCUGAAGCUGAAGUUCUGAGUGCUGCCCGUCUGCCAAAAAAAUUCGUGUUGUUGGUUGAGUUGAGUUAGCAGCCAUAACAAAGUAUUGUACUGUAUUUGUAAUUUAAUCUUAAAAGAUCUAAAAUGCCUGAGACAGACUACGAUGAUGACGGAGAUCGCUCAACGCGGUUGACCAACGAUGACUUCAGGAGAUUGUUGAUGACUCCUAGAGCUUCAGUUCCGGCUUCAGCUCCUUCCACUCACUCGGUAGAUAAGACAGAGAGUGAAAAAGAUGUUCCGCCCACUGAGGACGAGGACAAAGCGGCCCAGCGGAGGAAGAAGAAGAGCUUUUAUGCCAAGCUCAAGAAGCAGGAAGAAGACAAGAUGGCAGAACUGGCUAAGAUGUACAGAGAUCGAGCAAAGGAGAGGAGAGAAGGUGCAAACCCAGACUACCAAGCCGAAGACCCUCUGUCCACCGCAAGCGGGUACCGCGCUGUGGCUCCUGAUCUGAAAUCUGGACUAGAUGCAGCAGAGAGAAGAAGGCAAAUGAUUCAGGAAUCUAAGUUCUUGGGUGGUGACAUGGAACAUACUCAUUUGGUAAAAGGUUUGGAUUAUGCUUUGUUACAAAAAGUAAGGAGUGAAAUCCAGGUGAAGGAGCAAGAACAGGAAGAUGAAAUGGAAAAGUUGGUUUCCAAGCCCAAAAAAGAAAAGAAAGUGAAAGAAGAGGAAGAAAUGCAGUUUAAGACUAGACUGGGUAGGAAUAUUUAUAGAGUGGCUUUAAAUACCAAUAUCCCUGAUAGAAAUCCACUGUUUGCUCCUGGAAGAAUGGCAUAUACAGUUGAUCUGAAUGAUGAAAUAUUAGACACAGAUAUCCCGACUACUGUUAUAAGGAGCAAAAGUGACGUUCCCAAUGUGGACAAUACACCCACUUUGACAACCAACGAUAUAGUCAUCAACAAGCUUGCUCAGAUUCUCUCAUACUUGCGACAAGGACCAAGGCAUUCUAAAAAGUCGAAAAAGAACAAAGACCAGCGACCUCAGAUGGACGAAGGAAUUUUCCCAGAAUUGGGUGAUUAUAUUCCAUCUGCUACUUCAAAAUCGGUGAGCGAGGUAUCGAAAAAGAAAAUUGCAAGUUAUUUUGGUGGUUCAACAGAAGAUGAGAAGUCUUCGAAGGAACAAGAAGCCAAAGCAGAGAAAAAGAAAUUUGCUUUGCCUCCUCCAUCAAUUAAACCCGAGAGUUCCACAAAAGCCGCAGGCAUACUGUCUAGGUUGGCUGCAGAACCUACUGGCUACGCAGAGUGUUACCCAGGGCAAGACGAGAUGCAGGAUGCAAUCGAUGACUCGGACGAUGAAGUAGACUACACCAAGAUGGACCUGGGUAACAAGAAGGGACCCGUCGGUCGAUGGGACUUUGACACACAAGAGGAGUACAGCAACUACAUGAACAGCAAAGAGGCAUUGCCCAAGGCUGCCUUUCAGUAUGGAGUCAAAAUGGCGGACGGAAGACGAACUAGGAAGUACAACAAAGAGAAGAAUGAAAGAGCCGAGCUUGACCGUGAGUGGAACAAGAUCCAGAACAUCAUUCAGAAGAGGAAAGCUCCAAACGAACCAGGAACACCACAGUUUAAAGUUCCUCGAUACUAACUUAUUUAUACAUUUUGCUUUUGUACAUAUAUCAUGUUUAUCAUACACAUUGCAAACAUCUAAUAUACGUUUUAAAAAUACAAUUUUGUUUUUAAAUGUUUGAUGCAUCAUACAUAGGUUUAGUUUUUGGUACAUGCAGCAUGUACAGUUUAUCAUUGUAAACAAAUUCACAAUUUAUGUAAUUAUGGUAA
Macrosteles quadrilineatus (aster leafhopper) is the source of this 1834-nucleotide messenger RNA. It is a transcript of the gene beag, whose product is annotated as protein Red. The transcript has 5 exons. Gene Ontology annotation, biological process: mRNA splicing, via spliceosome. Bases 144 to 1643 code for a protein of 499 amino acids. Gene Ontology annotation, cellular component: nucleus. Lineage: Eukaryota; Metazoa; Arthropoda; Insecta; Hemiptera; Cicadellidae. The record is from RefSeq and is a predicted model, not a curated record.